CACACUGAUGAACACAAUUUGUCCUUUCAGAUCCAUGAACAGCUGCAGCACUACGAAGAGAGCAAGCCCGUCCCUGUUCUUGACAGCACUGCGGCUUUGGCCCAUGAAUUGUCUGAAGAGCUGGAAGGGAAAUCAGCCAACGGAGAAAUCAAAGAGCUUCUCAAACUCCUGGCCAAACCCCAUGUGAAGAGCCUUCUGUCGGUCCAUGACACUAUCGCCCAGAAGAGUUACGACCCCGAACUACCUCCGCUGCCUGAAGACAUUGACGACGAUGAGGAUUCUGUGAAAAUCAUCAGACUGGUUAAAAACAAGGAACCUCUCGGAGCAACGAUAAGGCGUGACGAUCACACAGGAGCCAUCCUCGUGGCCCGGAUCAUGAGAGGAGGGGCAGCCGACAGAAGUGGACUGAUUCACGUAGGAGAUGAACUAAAGGAGGUCAAUGGAAUCCCUGUGGAUGACAAGAAACCAGAGGAAAUCAUUCGUAUUCUGGCCCAGUCGCAAGGAGCCAUUACCUUUAAAGUUGUCCCAUGCGUCAAGGAGGAUGCGCCAACCAAGGAGCAAAAAGUAUUUGUGAAGGCGCUCUUUGACUACGACCCUAAGGAGGACAAAGCCAUCCCAUGUAAAGAGGCUGGACUGGCCUUCAAGAAGGGCUCUAUCCUUCAGAUCAUGAGCCAAGAUGAUGCAACCUGGUGGCAGGCCAAACACGAGGGGGAAGCCAAUCCCCGUGCGGGCCUAAUCCCGUCCAAACAGUUCCAGGAGAGGAGAUUUGCCCUGCGGCGACCUGUUGCGACGCUCCCGCCCCAGAAGACCUCUAGUCGACGGUCAUUGGAUGCACCACAGAAAUGUACCAAAGACUGUGUCUCACUAGACGAUGUGGCUGUAGAGUUUGCUGAGGAGAUCGCAGAGGAUGCUGACUAUAGUAGCGGAUUCCACCUAGCUGGGUUCAGGAGAAGCUUCCGUCUGAGCAGGAAGGACAAGAAGACCAACAAGUCCAUGUACGAGUGUAAGAAGAGUGACAUGUACGACAUGGCUGAUGUGCCCACUUACGAGGAGGUCACCCCUUACCGCAGGCAGAGUGGGGCUAAACACAGGCUGGUGGUUCUAGUAGGACCCACAGGAGUUGGCUUGAAUGAACUCAAGAGGAAACUGUUGAUCUCAGACCCCCAGCACUUUAGUGUGACCAUCCCACACACCAGUCGGGCCAAGAAGAACCAGGAGAGCGACGGCGUGGAGUACCACUUCAUCUCCAGACAUCUCUUUGAGACGGAUAUCCAAAAUAACAAGUUCAUUGAGUAUGGCGAAUACAAAGGGAAUUACUACGGGACAAGUCUAGACUCGAUCCGCUCCGUCCUCUCCAAGAACAAAGUGUGCUUAUUGGAUGUCCAGCCUCAUACCCUGAAGCACCUGCGGACGGCAGAGUUUAAACCCUUUGUAGUGUUGGUAAGGCCUCCUACGAUCGAGAGGUUGAGGGAGACCAGACAGAAUGGCAAAAUCCUAUCUGGCAAGGACGACAAGGGUUCUGCCAAGCCAUUCACGGAGGAGGACUUCGAGGAGAUGGUGACCACUGCCCAGAUGCUGGAGACUCAACAUGGCCACCUGUUUGAGAAGGUCAUAGUCAACGAUGACCUCUCGGCAGCCUUCAGCGAGCUGCGGUUGGCACUAAAGAAAGUGGAGACGGAGACUCACUGGGUUCCAGUCAGCUGGACUCACUCCUGAGAUCCACACAGACUGUACAGGGAGAAAAGGGAAGGGCUUUGACAAAAAAUAUGCAGGUAUUUUAUCUUCUUUUAUGACUGCUGUGGCUCGUGUUGGGGAGUGGGGGGUGGGGGAGAAUAAAACAAGACAGCGCCAGACUGCUGUGUUGCCAUACCUGAGCUGCACAGAGCUAAAAAUAAGCUUUUGCCUGGGAUAAGGGUUGGAUUUAGAGCUCAGCUGUGGUCUGGAUGUGAAUCUACAGGGCUGAGGCUGAGGGUUUGUCCAGAAUAUGGGCCUUGGACAUUGAUCUGGGUCUCAGUCUGGGCCACACAACUACGAGCCACGAGUUUGAGCUACUUGGUCCAAAACCAGAAUGUGGAACGAGCCUGGACCAUCACAGCACCAGCAGUCCUGCCAGCACAUCAUCAGUCGCCAGGCCAACCAGGACUCCGUCUUUAGUGUGUUUAUAACAUUAGACCAUUAGAAACCAAAGGGUUGACAUAUUUCUUCUUGGUGGACAACUUACAUGCAUAUGUCUGUAAAAGAACACAACCUCUGAGCGGGCAAAAAGGGAGAGAAAAGAAAACAUAUUUGCCUUCUGUCUUAACUAUAUUUCUGUGCUUCUAUAAUGCUUCCAUGACUGUUACUCCAAACAAAACAUCGUCAGGUACACUC
Messenger RNA from Sander lucioperca (pikeperch), 2370 nucleotides. RefSeq names its product membrane protein, palmitoylated 7a (MAGUK p55 subfamily member 7) (gene mpp7a). NCBI's taxonomy places the organism in Eukaryota, Metazoa, Chordata, Actinopteri, Perciformes, Percidae. The record is from RefSeq and is a predicted model, not a curated record. The transcript is spliced from 18 exons. Gene Ontology annotation, molecular function: protein binding. Gene Ontology annotation, biological process: protein localization to adherens junction. Gene Ontology annotation, cellular component: plasma membrane; cell-cell junction. The annotation marks the transcript as partial.